AUGCAAGCCCAUCUAUCUUCAAGUCAGGAAAAGAAGCCAUAUUCACGGCUCAUCUUGAAAGGAGGCACUGUACUCUUGCAUGAUGCCGGUGACCAUGUCCGGGCAGUGCAAAAAGACAUUCUCAUUGAGAAUAAUCGAAUUUCCAAAAUAUGUUCAAUCAUUGAUGACUCCGCUGAUGCCGACAUCAUCAACUGUCACAUGAAGAUUGUCUCUCCUGGAUUCGUCGAUACGCACCACCAUCUUUGGCAAACCCAGCUAAAGGGGAGGCAUGGCGACGAAGUCUUGCUUGAGUACAUGGCUUCAGGAAACUUACAGUCUUCUAACUAUACCAAAGAAGAUAUAUACUGGGGCCAGCUUGGGGGCUGCCUCGAGGCAAUCAAUGCCGGAAGCACAACUGUCGUUGAUCAUUCGCACAUCAACUGUUUUCCUGGUGCUGCAUCAACGGCUAUCUCAGCUACUGUGUCCUCUGGGUUGCGUUCCAUUUAUGGAUACUGUCCAACUCCUAGAGUCGCUUCCUGGUCGCCGUUUGCACUUGCUGAAGACGUUCUCGCCCCCUGGGUUAUGGAGAACCUGGAGGAUCUGGCCCAGAGAGCACCUUUUGGUCAUGGCCGCGUUACCAUGGGACUGGCGUUUGACCAGUGGUUUUUGCCACCAUCUGUCAUCCAAGACGUCUUCCAACGCGCCAAGGAAGCCGGUAUUAAGCUGGCAACCACUCACGCGAUCCGCAAUGCGCAGAUUGGGAUGACUGACCUUGUUGAGCUGGUCAAGGGACUCGGACUACUUGAUUCUGGCAUGUUGUUCAGUCAUGCCAAUGGCUUGUCUGCGGGAAGCAUUCAAGCCAUAGCAGAUGCCGGAGCGCACAUCAGUAGUACCCCUUCAGCCGAGAUGCAGAUGGCUGCCGGGUAUCCGGUAUGCCUCGAUGACGACCUUCCCCACGCACAGAAGCAGUCAAGUUUGGGCAUUGACUGCCAUAGCAACCAAGCCUCAAGCAUUGUCUACGAAAUGAGAUUGGCCUUGCAGGCAUCAAGAGCGAGGCGCAACCAGAAGAGUAUUGAUCAAGGAAAGGCUCCCAGACACACCUCGAGUACCGUGGAAGACGCUUUCAAUCUGGGAACGAUUCAGGGCGCCAGAGCGAUUGGGAUGGAGGAUAAGAUUGGCAGCAUCGCAGAGGGCAAGUUGGCUGAUUUGGUCAUCUUUGACGCCAAUACCCCUGAAAUGCUGUGUGCGGCCGAGCAAGAUCCGGUAGCGGCAAUCGUUUUGCACAGUAGCGUCGGCAAUGUAGAAAUGGUCAUUGUGGAUGGCAUCGUAAGAAAACGGGGCAAGCUACUGGAUGUGGUAGUAGACGAGGAAAUGAAGUCUACUGUUGCAGGGAAGAACUCUCUGCAGUGGACCGAGGUUGCCAAUGCAAUGAGGAGGUCGAGAAAGGAGCUGCUGGAGCGCGAGGCUGAGGACCAGGAUCUUGAUGAGGUUAAACGGGGGGUGAUCCGCAGCUUCUACGUUGACGAGUCUAAGCUGGUGGGUUGA
This is a messenger RNA of Fusarium keratoplasticum, 1524 nucleotides long. RefSeq names its product Amidohydro-rel domain-containing protein. The transcript has 2 exons. The record is from RefSeq and is a predicted model, not a curated record. Lineage: Eukaryota; Fungi; Ascomycota; Sordariomycetes; Hypocreales; Nectriaceae. Gene Ontology annotation, molecular function: hydrolase activity, acting on carbon-nitrogen (but not peptide) bonds. Bases 1 to 1524 code for a protein of 507 amino acids.